UUGCCCCAUGAUAUGCAUCAGCAGAUAAGUAGGCUUAGUAGUGAGGAGUUUCAGUUGCAAACGAUGACAACAAAUGCUUUAUCCGAAGCUAGUUGCAUGCAGUCCACCUCAGUGUAUACAACCGAUGAACUGUUAGAAGAGGGCGAACAAAAUAAGACAUUGGACAGAAAGAACAUGGAAAAAGGAGAAGAAAAGAAGCAACCAUUUCCAAUGAAACAGAUAUUGCUUAUGGAAAACAGCUGGUAUGCUAGUCCUGAAGAGAUUGCUGGUGCUCCAAGUACCUGUGCUUCAGACAUUUACCGUUUAGGGGUGCUACUUUUUGAGUUAUUCUGCCCUUUUAGCUCAAGAGAAGAGAAGACCAGAACCAUGUCUAGUUUGAGACAUCGAGUUCUUCCCCCUCAGUUAUUGCUUAAGUGGCCCAAGGAAGCUUCAUUCUGCUUGUGGCUAUUGCACCCAGAACCAAGUAGUCGUCCAAAAAUGGGUGAAUUGCUACAAAGUGAGUUUCUUAAUGAGCCCAGAGAUUCUCUUGAAGCACGUGAAGCAGCAAUAGAACUUAGGGAGAGAAUAGAAGAGCAGGAAUUCUUACUGGAGUUCCUCCUAUUGAUGCAGCAAAAAAAACAGGAAGCUGCCAAUAAAUUGCAAGAUACUGUUUCAUUUCUAUGUUCCGAUAUCGAAGAAGUUACAAAGCAGCAAACAAUGCUCAAGAAAAAGGGAGACUCAUACACAGAGCCCGGAAAGGAUGAUGGCUCAACAUCAAGUCCUCCCUUAGUUAAUACUGUUGAAAACCAUGACUCUUCAAGUACGGGGUCUAGGAAAAGAUUCAGACAGGGGCUUCAGUUGCACACCAUGGAGGACUGUGAUGAUAAUCUAGAUGAUGAUCCGAAGUCAGAUACGCUUGCUGAAAAUCCAGAAAGUAUUCUUCUUCAAAGUUCUCGAUUGAUGAAGAACUUCAAGAAGCUGGAGUCAGCAUAUUUUUUGACACGAUGCAGGCCAAUCAAACCAUCUGGGAAAAUGUUGGUUAGACAUUCAACUGUGAGUAGUGAGGGCAGAGGGUCUAUUGUCAUAACAGAAAGAAGUUCUGUCAGUAAUUUAGCAUCAAAAGAUCGGCCUGGUGAACCUAGAGAAGGGGGAUGGAUAAAUCCAUUCCUUGAGGGUCUGUGCAAAUAUCUAUCUUUCAGUAAGCUAAAAGUCAAGGCAAACUUGAAGCAAGGAGAUUUGCUAAAUUCUUCCAACCUUGUAUGCUCUCUCGGCUUUGAUCGUGAUGGAGAAUUUUUUGCUACGGCUGGUGUAAGCAGGAAGAUUAAAGUAUUUGAAUGUGAUCCUAUUAUAAAUGAAAAUCGUGAUAUCCACUACCCCGUGGUUGAAAUGUCUAGUAGGUCAAAGCUAAGCAGUAUAUGUUGGAACAGCUACAUAAAAAGUCAAAUUGCUUCAAGUAACUUUGAAGGUGUAGUCCAGAUAUGGGAUGUUACAAGAAGUCAGGUGGUCAUGGACAUGAAGGAGCAUGAGAAGCGUGUGUGGUCCAUUGAUAUUUCAUCAGCUGAUCCAACAUUGUUGGCCAGCGGCAGCGACGAUUGUUCUGUUAAGCUAUGGAGUAUCAAUCAGGGAGUAAGCAUCGGUACCAUCAAAACAAAGGCCAAUGUUUGCUGCGUCCAGUUUCCUUUGGAUUCUGGACGUUCUCUUGCAUUUGGUUCAGCAGAUAAUAGAAUAUAUUACUAUGAUCUCCGUAACUCAAAAAUUCCUCUGUGCACAUUAAUUGGGCACACUAAAACUGUCAGUUAUGUCAAGUUUGUCGAUUCAAGUUCUCUUGUUUCCGCGUCUACGGAUAACACUCUGAAGCUCUGGGAUUUAUCAAUGUGCACAUCUCGGGUCAAUGAUACCCCUCUUCAAUCUUUUACGGGCCACAUGAAUGUGAAGAACUUUGUGGGUUUGUCAGUAUCUGAUGGUUAUAUUGCCACAGGCUCCGAAACUAAUGAGGUUUUUGUGUACCAUAAAGCUUUCCCCAUGCCAGCAUUGUCAUUCAAAUUCAACAACAUGGAUCCCUUUUCUGGUCACGAGAUGGAUGAUACUGCGCAGUUCAUAUCCUCUGUCUGUUGGCGCGGCCAGUCCCCUACUUUAGUUGCAGCAAAUUCGUCCGGAAACAUCAAAAUCUUGGAGAUGGUUUAAUCUGUCCACACUCCGAAACCACUGAUGAUCUGUAAGCAUUGUUUAUGGCGCAGAAAAGAGGAAAAUCUUGUAUCAACGAGGAAAAUCUUGUAUCAACGAAUUUGAAAGGUAUACGAAAUUUAAAACAACAAUUUUUGGCAGUAGAUGAUAGCGGAUGAUACGAACAUUAAGAGUGAGAAUAUUCUUGUUGAAAAUGUAUGUAGAUAAAAGAAAUUCAAAGGUAGAAGGGGAAAAAAGGAAUUAUGCAGUCAUCUAAUCAUAUGUAUAUUUUGUAAUACUGCUAGUAGUGGUACAACCUUUCAUUUUUUACAAUCACAAGUAACCUUUUCUCCA
Messenger RNA from Carica papaya (papaya), 2496 nucleotides. NCBI's taxonomy places the organism in Eukaryota, Viridiplantae, Streptophyta, Magnoliopsida, Brassicales, Caricaceae. The record is from RefSeq and is a predicted model, not a curated record.